GGAAUGGUAAUGUGAUUUUUGGUGCAAUUAAUCCAACUCUUUAUUAUUAUGCCCUUCAUAUGUGUAUGUAGAUAUAUGAAGAGAUCAAAUCUUAAUUACGAAUUAUUCAAGUACGGUUAGGAUUAGCAGAUAAAAUGUAGCCUUUUGCUAACUUUCUCUUGAUCCUGAUUACUGAUCAUUCAUGUGAUAUUGAAGAAUCAAGAUUUUCUUUCCUCAUCUUUCACAAAGACAAUGCUUUUACUUUAUGGGAAAUAGCUUGACCUGUUAUUUAGUUGUUGUGACAGAGUAUUGCUGGAUUAUUGUUCCUGGCAAUGGUUGUCAUUAAUUGUAAUGUACAUAUUUGCCAUCUCAUCAUGCAUGCUAUGGCAUUAUAUAUUCGCUACUUGUAGUACAUAUCUUGCUCAUGAAAUUUGGGGAUGUGCACCUACUCUUGUCUAGAAUGAAUCGGUAUAAAAUGCUCACUUGUGUAUAAAAUAUUUUUGGUUUUCAUUUUCAGGGCGAUUAUUUAUUGCAGAUACAAAUAACAGCUUAAUCCGAUAUCUGGAUUUGAUAAGUGAUGAAUUUUUGCUUCAUACUUUAGAGCUUAAAGGAUUUCAGCCUCCUAAACCGAAAUCAAGAUCUUUGAAACGCCUCAGAAGACGACCAUCAGCCGACACAAUGACUAUUAUGAUUGAUCCUAUUUCAUCAAAUGAGGGAAACUUGUAUAUUGAUAUUGCAUUACCAAAUGAGUAUCAUUUCUCAAAGGAAGCACGCAGUAGAUUUAGUGCUGAUACCGAACCUGCGGAUGCUGUAAACAUUGAUCCUUUGGACGGAUUCCUUAGUUCAGAAGGAUCAGCAACGCUUCGCUUUAAGAGGUUAUCUAACUCGGCUUCCAUGGGUAGAAUUAAUUGCAAGGUUUACUAUUGCAAGGAAGAUGAAGUAUGUUUGUACCAAUCUUUGCUGUUUGAGAUUCCCUUCCGAGAGGGAGUUCCUAGCGCUAACAAGGCAGACGUCACUCUUGCUCAUCUUGUGAAGCCCAAAACUCCCAACAACUUCUUACUGCCCUCGGUUGCCCCGUGACUCCUUAAUCCAGGUUAAUUUAGCACACACUAUCUCGCGCUCAUUUUUUGCCUUAAAAUAUAUAACAAUCAAAUGCUCGAGAGUUGAGGGGUCGUGAGCUUUCUUCACACAAAAUCAAGGUUUUCUUUUUUAUUUCUGUCUUUCCUGCUUCUAUUACACUGUAUUUCGUUGUAUAGCCAUUUUAAAUAACUUUUUUUCUCUCUUAUUUUUCAUGUUAUAUAUCAAUAUAUUAUAAUAUAUCAGCACGUGAUCGCUAUUAUAUAUCAA
Molecule: messenger RNA, 1326 nt
Organism: Arachis duranensis
Lineage: Eukaryota; Viridiplantae; Streptophyta; Magnoliopsida; Fabales; Fabaceae
Product: protein SUPPRESSOR OF QUENCHING 1, chloroplastic
Exons: 3
Coding region: 658-1059 (133 amino acids)
Source: RefSeq, a predicted model, not a curated record